Doryrhamphus excisus (bluestripe pipefish) is the source of this 2046-nucleotide messenger RNA. RefSeq names its product C1q and TNF related 6a (gene c1qtnf6a). Gene Ontology annotation, molecular function: protein binding. The record is from RefSeq and is a predicted model, not a curated record. NCBI's taxonomy places the organism in Eukaryota, Metazoa, Chordata, Actinopteri, Syngnathiformes, Syngnathidae.
GGUGAAGUAGGCUGUCGGGAUAACAGAGAAGGAAACAUUAAAAAAAAAAAAAAAAAGUUCUCAAACACACAUGCGCACGGACAAAAAGGGAGGUUCUCGAUAAUUUCCCACUCUGGAAAGGACUGAAGCGGCUGCAAAAAUUUGAACAAGGUGCAGCAGCACAAUGUUGGGAGUCCUCCUCACGAUUACCUUCGCCCACCUGGUGGCACUGGCGCCCCCUCCCGACGGCCCCCUUGUCCCCUGCAGACGCUGCUGUGAUCACCUUCCACCAACAGAGGGCAGCCAAGCUCCGCCUCCAAGUGGGGUGUACAGUCAGGUGCCUGAGGUCCGCGCCUACAUCAAUAUGACCAUUCUUAAAGGUGACAAAGGAGACCGCGGUGAAAGAGGGACGCCAGGAAAAACCGGACAGGAAGGCCCCACGGGACCUGUCGGCCCAACUGGUGCAAAGGGGUCAAAGGGUCAAGCGGGCCUCCCAGGCGACCCCUGCAAAGUUAAUUUCGCCGCUUUCUCUGUUGGUCGUCGCAAGUCCCUCCACAGCCUGGAGGCCUAUCAGACGCUGAUAUUCGACACCGUGUUCGUAAACCCGGACAACCACUUCAACAUGUUCGCCGGGAAGUUCAUCUGCCACACGCCCGGCAUCUACUUCUUCAACGUCAACAUUCACACGUGGAACUUCAAGGAGACGUACCUGCACAUCAUGCGAAACGAGGCCGAGCAGGCUAUUGUGUACGCGCAGCCCAGCGACCGCUCCAUCAUGCAGAGCCAGAGCCUGAUGCUGGACUUGGGACUCGGCGAUGAGGUGUGGAUCCGCCUGUAUAAAAGGGAAAGGGAGAAUGCCAUUUACAGCGAUGAUGUGGAUGUUUACAUCACUUUCAAUGGAUACCUCAUCAAAGCAAGCACAGAGUAAUUUUGUCACAUUGAAUGAGUUUAUAAAUACUUUAAAUUAAUAUUGCAUGCAAGUUUCAACAGGUGUGUAUUAGUUUUAUACCGCUUACACCCUCUAGAGGGCGUAUUUGGAUAAGUAAAUGAGUAUGUAAUUGACAGCAUAUUAAUGCACUUACUCAUUUCAACCACCAGAGGGGAGUGACUACUAACUAAUUGUGCACAUAAAUCUGCAAAACCAGCUGAAAACACUUACCUGUAUUACAGAUUUUGGGGUUUUAUUUUUGAAAAAAAAAAAUGUAACUUGCAAUAAUCACACAUGCACUGUAAAAUAAACAGAAUAUUAACAGAAUAUCCAAUUAAAAAUAGCUUACAUUGUUUAAAAAUUAAAAGGCGUGUGACAUCAUCAAGAGUACAAACCACACUAAUUAUUAAUUGCACAAAACAAGUCACUUUAAAGAUGCAUACAGAAGUUACACAAGGUCCAAAAAAUGCAGUUUCCUGCAUCUCAAAAUCGGCUUAGAAUAUCAAAUAAACAUGUGGCAUCGAACAGCUGUAACUGUAUUGUGUAAUUUUCCUCUAGAAAAAUACUUUAAACUUGUAAACUUUUGCAACCGAAGGCACUAUUUUUGUUCAUGUCAGAUCCAUGGUUCAAGCCUAUCGAAACCUUAAACUCUGGAGUUCCAACUUUUGGCAUGGUUGCAGCCUCCAGGGCUUGGACAACCAAUAUUCGAAAGUGACCUAGUAAUGAACAGAAAAUGUCGCUUUUGGAAAAUACUUCCAGGCUUUCAUCACUGACGAGCAACAAGACAUUUUUUUGCAUUUUAAACUUGAUGCUACAGUGUAGUUGACUUGGUGUUUGUCAAAGCAAAGCUGCUAAUGUUAUGCUAAUAUUCUACAUUAUUCGACUACAAAGGUAAUCCCUUGUUUAUCAUAGUUAAAUGGUUCCAGACCCGACCAUGAUAAAGGGAAUAUUUUUGUAGUUAAAAGCAUUGAAAACCUGUUCAUAAUCUUCUUUAACCAUAUGAGAGACCUCUAGACAUGAAAUAACACCCCUAUAGUCACUGUUACACUGAUAUUACCCAAUAUAGAUCAGAAAAAAGAAGCCAUACCAGGCACAAUUAAGACUAUAAAUGUGUUCCAGUGCUCGGAGAGCUGAUUAGC